UAAUGCAGAGGAAACUGGUUUAUAAGUUUCCUCUUUGGGUUUGUAAAGCUGUUUUGGGACCUGUAGCCUGGAGAUUUCUAAGAGAUUUGGGAGGGAUGAAAUCUCCAAUCCUGGGUCCAUGUUUUGAGAGCAGCCAGCGUGCUGAUUGCACAGGUGUGUGCAGGCCUUUUUGUGGAGGCCAGGCCAUGAUUCUGGGCUCCACCCCGGCAGACGGGAGUCAGGAGGGCUCCACCCCGGCAGACGGGAGUCAGGAGGGCUCCACCCCGGGCAGACGGGAGGUCUCUGCCUUGGAGUCAGGUGGAAGCCAGACAAGCUGUGUGCUAUUG
Staurois parvus is the source of this 326-nucleotide messenger RNA. NCBI's taxonomy places the organism in Eukaryota, Metazoa, Chordata, Amphibia, Anura, Ranidae. The record is from the annotation of a GenBank genome assembly.